GAAACGCUCGUUGCUAAGGAACGAGAGGCGCGACUGGGCUUGCGCAGUGUCGACGCCGGCGCCGGCGCGCCGGGGUUUGAAAGGCCCGAGCCUCGCGCGCUUGCGCACUUUAGCCCGCGCAGGGCGCACCCCACCCCCUCCCACCCUCCCUGCCCCUCGGACCCCAUACCCUACCUCAUCCUUCUGGCCAGGCGAAGCCCACGACGUUGACAUGCCGGAGAUCCGCCUCCGCCAUGUCGUGUCCUGCAGCAGCCAGGACUCGACCCACUGUGCAGAAAAUCUUCUCAAGGCAGACACUUACCGAAAAUGGCGGGCAGCCAAGGCAGGCGAGAAGACCAUCUCUGUGGUCCUACAGUUGGAGAAGGAGGAGCAGAUACACAGUGUGGACAUCGGGAAUGAUGGCUCAGCUUUCGUGGAGGUGCUGGUGGGCAGUUCAGCUGGAGGCACUGGGGAGCAAGACUAUGAGGCUGGAGUGCAGUGGCACGAUCUCAGCUCACUGCAGCCCUGUCCUCCCAGGUGCAAGUGAUCCUCCUGCCACAACCCCUCAAGUAGCUGGGACUACAGGAUUGCACCACCAUGCCCAACUUUGCACUAGUCAGUGUGACAAGGUCCUUCUGGUCACCUCAUCUUUCAUGUCCCCUUCCGAGAGCCGCAGUGGCUCAAACCCCAACCGUGUUCGCAUGUUUGGGCCUGACAAGCUGGUCCGGGCAGCCGCCGAGAAGCGCUGGGACCGGGUCAAAAUUGUUUGCAGCCAGCCCUACAGCAAGGACUCCCCCUUUGGCUUGAGUUUUGUACGGUUUCAUAGCCCCCCAGACAAAGAUGAGGCAGAGGCCCCAUCCCAGAAGGUGACAUUGACCAAGCUUGGCCAGUUCCGUGUGAAGGAGGAGGAUGAGAGCGCCAACUCUCUGAGGCCAGGGGCUCUCUUCUUCAGCCGGAUCAACAAGACAUCCCCAGUCACAGCCAGCGACCCGGCAGGACCCAGCUAUGCAGCUGCUACCCUCCAGGCUUCUAGUGCUGCCUCCUCAGCCUCUCCAGUCUCCAGGGCCGUAGGCAGCACCUCCAAGCCCCAGGAGUCUCCCAAAGGGAAGAGGAAGUUGGAUUUGAACCAAGAAGAAAAGAAGACCCCCAGCAAACCACCAGCCCAGCUGUCGCCAUCUGUUCCCAAGAGACCUAAAUUGCCAGCUCCCACUCGUACCCCAGCCACAGCCCCAGUCCCUGCCCCAGCACAGGGGGCAGUGACAGGCAAAUCCCGAGGAGAAGGCACCGAGCCCAGACGACCCCGAGCUGGCCCAGAGGAGCUGGGGAAGAUCCUUCAGGGUGUGGUAGUGGUGCUGAGUGGCUUCCAGAACCCCUUCCGCUCCGAGCUGCGAGAUAAGGCCCUAGAGCUUGGGGCCAAGUAUCGGCCAGACUGGACCCGGGACAGCACGCACCUCAUCUGUGCCUUUGCCAACACCCCCAAGUACAGCCAGGUCCUAGGCCUGGGAGGCCGCAUCGUGCGUAAGGAGUGGGUGCUGGACUGUCACCGCAUGCGUCGGCGGCUGCCCUCCCGGAGGUACCUCAUGGCAGGGACAGGUUCCAGCAGUGAGGAGGAUGAGGCCUCUCACAGCAGCGGCAGCGGAGAUGAAGCCCCCAAGCUUCCUCAAAAGCGCCCCCAGACCAAAACCAAGCCCACUCAGGCAGCUGGACCCAGCUCACCCCAGAAGCCCCCAACCCCUGAAGAGACCAAAGCAGCCUCACCAGUGCUCCAGGAAGAUAUAGACAUUGAGGGGGAACAGUCAGAAGGACAGGACAACGGGGCGGAAGAUUCUGGGGACACAGAGGAUGAGCUGAGGAGGGUGGCUGAGCAGAAGGAACACAGACUGCCCCCUGGCCAGGAGGAGAAUGGGGAAGACCCGUAUGCAGGCUCCACGGAUGAGAACACAGACAACGAGGAACACCAGGAGCCUCCUGAUCUGCCAGUCCCUGAGCUCCCAGAUUUCUUCCAGGGCAAGCACUUCUUUCUUUACGGGGAGUUCCCUGGGGACGAGCGGCGGAAACUCAUCCGAUACGUCACAGCUUUCAAUGGGGAGCUCGAGGACUAUAUGAGCGACCGGGUUCAGUUUGUGAUCACAGCACAGGAAUGGGAUCCCAGCUUUGAGGAGGCCCUGAUGGACAACCCCUCCUUGGCAUUCGUUCGUCCCCGAUGGAUCUACAGUUGCAAUGAGAAGCAGAAGUUACUUCCUCACCAGCUCUAUGGGGUGGUGCCGCAAGCCUGAAGUAUGUGCUACACACACACACACACACACACACACACACGAUGCAUUUAAUAAAGAUGAGUUGGUUUGGA
Messenger RNA from Pongo pygmaeus (Bornean orangutan), 2326 nucleotides. It is a transcript of the gene XRCC1, whose product is annotated as X-ray repair cross complementing 1. Gene Ontology annotation, cellular component: nucleus. Gene Ontology annotation, biological process: single strand break repair; double-strand break repair via nonhomologous end joining; base-excision repair. The coding region runs from base 234 to 2255 and encodes 673 amino acids. The transcript has 18 exons. Gene Ontology annotation, molecular function: damaged DNA binding. Lineage: Eukaryota; Metazoa; Chordata; Mammalia; Primates; Hominidae. The record is from RefSeq and is a predicted model, not a curated record.